Messenger RNA from Cinara cedri, 363 nucleotides. Lineage: Eukaryota; Metazoa; Arthropoda; Insecta; Hemiptera; Aphididae. The record is from the annotation of a GenBank genome assembly.
AUGGUGUGGUCAUUAGUACUAGGCAGUUCUGGGUGUGGCAAAACAAAUUUAAUGUAUUUCUUACUAGUUUUACUAGUCGAUGAAAACGGAUUACGAUUUGAAAAUGUUAACAUACAUUCAAAAAUGCUUGAUCAGCCAAAGUAUAAACUACUAAAACAGAUUAUUAAUGAAAUCGAUGGUGUACAAAUAUUCAAUUUUUUCAAAAAUGAUAAAGUCAUUCCACCAGAAAAAGUUUUACCGAACUCUUUGUUUAUUAUGGACAAUAUUAUCGGAGAACAACAAACUGUUAUUAAAGAAUAUUUUUCUCGAGGACGAUACAAUAAUGUGGAUAUAUUCAGCUCAGAAUUAUUCGAAAAUACCUAA